Molecule: messenger RNA, 2982 nt
Organism: Rattus rattus (black rat)
Lineage: Eukaryota; Metazoa; Chordata; Mammalia; Rodentia; Muridae
Product: zinc finger protein 2 homolog
Exons: 4
Coding region: 113-2764 (883 amino acids)
Biological process (GO): negative regulation of transcription by RNA polymerase II; regulation of cytokine production; regulation of immune system process
Cellular component (GO): nucleus
Molecular function (GO): DNA-binding transcription activator activity, RNA polymerase II-specific; RNA polymerase II cis-regulatory region sequence-specific DNA binding
Source: RefSeq, a predicted model, not a curated record
CCUGUCUGCUCAGCUGCUCUCCUGGCAACCUCUAGACCCUCACUCAGCUUUCGGUUCCUGAGAAAAUUGGAUCUGCCAGCAAAGAGGCAAGAGAGGAAACAUACCUGUUGACAUGAAUUUGUCCCAGAAGCCCCAGAGGGUGCACCCACAGGAGCAGGAUGGGUCAUGUGAGAGAUUGGUGUCCUUUGAGGAUGUGACUGUGGACUUCAGCCAGGAGGAGUGGCGGCGCCUGGACCCUGCCCAGAGAUGCCUGUACCAGGAGGUGAUGCUGGAGAUCUACAGCCACCUCUUGUCAGUGGGCUACCCUAUUCCCAGCCCUGGGGCCAUCUUCAGGAUAAAGAAAAGAAAGAAGGCACAGGCAGGAGAGGCUAAGUUCCCACAUCAUCAGUGUUGGUGUCAAGAAGUGGAAUCAGAGUUUUACACUCCCCGACAGAAAGCUUCCGAGAAUGCAGCAUUUCAAACCAGAAAGGCGAGUGCACUCUCAGGGCAUGGUUUGUGGUGCUCUAUUUUAGAAGUACUGUGGCAAGACCCCGACCUUACAAAAAGAGAUUGGCAAAGCCAGAUCCCACCCUGGAGUCCUGGUGCUUUCCUCAACAAGAAAACACAGAACACAGACAGAGACUGUGGUUGUAAAGAGCCCAGGAAAACCACCCCCUUGGUAUCUAACCUUAUUUCUACACAAAAGGGAGCUCCAAAGUCACUUGCGAAACAUUUGAAGCGCAACCUUGAAGCAAAUGGUGAAGAACAAGGCAACGUCACAAAGCAGCUUAAUGACAUUGUUACGUCUGGUCGACUCUGCAUGCAAGACGCUAACUGUACAGUUCCUCACGAAGGGCGGUGCGAAGGUGACCAGUGCAGAAAAGUUCCCAUCCACAAACAACCACUUGCAGAGAAAGAAGUCCAUUCUCACGAGAAGCCAGAUGAAGGCACGGAACGAGGAAGGACCGACAAUGCGUCUGCUUUCUGUCAACAUCAGACAGCUCACACCGGAGAAGGACCUCUUGUCUGUCACAAGUGUGAGGAAGCCUUCCUCCAGAAGACAGAGUUUGCCUCCCAUCAAGAAACUCACCCAGAGAAACCUUAUGAGUGUCCCGACUGUGGGAAAUCGUUUAGCCGAACAUCCAACCUGCAGGUCCAUCAUCGAAUUCACACUGGAGAGAAACCUUACGAAUGCCGGGACUGUGGCAAAUCAUUCAACAACACAUCCCAGCUGAAGGUACAUUAUCGAAUACACACAGGCGAGAGACCUUACGUGUGUCCCGUGUGUGGGAAGGCCUUCAAGCAGAAAUCAAUCCUCAGCACGCAUGAGACGAUUCACACUGGGGAGAAGCCUUACAAAUGUACCAUUUGUGGGAAACUGUUCAGCUGUACGUCCCGACUGAAGGUGCAUUAUCAGAUUCAUAUGAAGGAGAAGCCUUACGAAUGUGGUGACUGUGGGAAGGGCUUCAAGCGAAAGUCAAGCCUCACCGUUCACCAGAAGAUCCACAGCAGACAAACACACCAUGCGUGCAGCGAGUGCGGGAAAGAGUUCAGCCAGAAGUCAGAGCUCAGCACGCACCAGAGACUUCACCUGGGGAAGAAUUCUCACAAAUGCGCCGACUGCGGGAAGGCGUUUACUUACGCAUCCCAACUGAAGAUGCACCAUCGAGUUCACACGGGGGAGAAGCCCUACAAGUGCCGGGACUGUGGCAAGUCCUUUACGUACUCAUUCACCCUGAAUGUGCAUCGCCGGAUUCACAAGGUGGAGAAGCCUCACAAGUGCAGCGUCUGCGGGAAAGCCUUGGCUUCUAAGUACCAGCUGGAAGAACAUGAGCGGAUCCACACAGGGGAGAAGCCUUACGUGUGUACUGAAUGUGGAAAAGGCUUCCAUGGUAGGUCAGGUUUCCUACGGCAUCAGAUAACUCACACUAGGGAUAAACCUUUUGUCUGUCAUAAAUGUGGGAAGGCCUUCUUUCAGAGGUCACAGUUGACAUCUCAUCAGCAAACUCACACGGGAGAGAAGCCGUAUCCGUGUCGUUACUGUGGGAAAUCAUUCAGCCACACAUCGCAGCUGACAGUCCAUCAUCGAAUCCACACAGGGGAGAGACCUUACAAAUGCAACUACUGUGGGAAGUCGUUCAGUAAUUCCUCCCAACUGAAAGAGCAUCUACGAAUUCAUACUGGGGAGACACCUUACGCAUGUUCCGAAUGUGGGAAGGCCUUCAGCCGAAGAUCAUCCCUCAAUCUACACACGAAAAUUCACACUGGAGAAAAACACCAUAUUUGUAGCGAGUGUGGGAAAGCCUUCAGUCAGAAGUCAGUACUGCGAACACAUCAGAGAAUACACACUGGGGAAAAGCCUUACAAAUGCGGUGACUGUGGGAAAGCCCUAGCUUCAAAGGGCCAGCUUCGAGAUCAUCAGCGGAUUCACACGGGCGAGAAGCCCUACGUGUGCCCCGAAUGUGGGAAGGGCUUCUUCGGCAGGUCGUCUUUGCACAGACAUCAGAUGACUCACACUAAGGAGAGACCUUUUGUCUGUCAAAAAUGUGGGAAGACCUUCAUCCAGAAGUCAGCACUGACAUCCCAUCAGCAAAUUCACACAGGCGAGAAGCCCUACGUGUGCCCCGAGUGUGGGAAGGGCUUCUACAAUAAGUCGUCUUUACCUAGACAUCAGAUGACUCACACGAAGGGGAGAUCUUUUGUCUGUCAAAAAUGUGGGAAGGCCUUCCUCCAGAAGUCUGUGUUGAAAUGCCAUCAGCGGACUCACACUUGCAAGAAGCCUUAGGAAAGCCAUAGGAAAUUGUCCCAUAAUACAACCCACCCUAGACCCAUCAUCAUUCCUACACAGGAAUGUAGAGGGGAUGAGAAUUCGCCCUGCAGUGCAUCCCAACUGGAGGUGCAGCACUGGAUUUAGACUGGAGAAAGAUACUACUGUGUUCUGAGUGUUGAAAGGCUUUUAACAGUGUGUCAGGUUAUAAUAAAUGCCAAGCACCUCAUACCAGA